Messenger RNA from Halichondria panicea, 1515 nucleotides. RefSeq lists its product as uncharacterized. The transcript has 2 exons. The record is from RefSeq and is a predicted model, not a curated record. Bases 194 to 1210 code for a protein of 338 amino acids. NCBI's taxonomy places the organism in Eukaryota, Metazoa, Porifera, Demospongiae, Suberitida, Halichondriidae.
GUCGGAGGCAUACAUUGAAGUUUGCAAACUAUCGUCAAACCAGUUUUUAGUGUUUCCUGCUGUAAAGCAAUAAGAAGGGCUUUAUAGCUAGCCGGUAUACAAGAGAGAGAUACCUUCAAUAAAGCAUAGCUUCGUCGAGAAACGCCAAAACAAAUUCAUAGCUCCUAUAAUUAGUCACGGAGGUCUGUCUGCAAUGGAAAUGGAGUAUCAAAUACCGUCGUCCAUUCCCAGCAGUGAUUACCCAGGAGAGUCAGUCAGUGGGGACACAACUGUACAAGGUAGGGACUACAGAACCAGUUCAGUCGACUAUUUCAAGAACCAAGACAGUGGUGGUGGAACAGUUGUAAGCUAUGCCACCUCUGGCUACAGAUCUAAUGCAAGUCAAGGAGUUCCCGAGACAGACUUUGACGAUAAGCAAGGUGACGCGUAUGAGAGUAUAGAGACAUUUCAACGUGAUCGACGUGUUGUGGUAACUCCGAUUCGCAGCGGUAGUUGUCCACCCUCGGGCACUAUGCCUGAGGUGAGACAAGCAGGAUAUAUCGAUAUGCCCGAUUAUGUUACCAAGAAAGGCUGGGCCUCUCUUCGAAGAUGUUUGUGUUUCUUUACAAUUCUCUCGCUGGUAACACUGCUAGUGUCUGUGGCUGGUGCAGGAAUUGGAGUGUAUGCGUUUCUCUUGGCUUUUGAGGGUGGAAGGAUUCUUGGUGGUUCCUCGGUGACGAUGUCUAGUAAUGAUACAGCUGUUUUGAUGCUACAAACUCAACUCGUGGCAUCACAGAAUCUUAUUGAGCAACUUCGAGCUGAUCUCUCCAUACAAGUCAACAGUUUUGAAGAGCUUUCACUGCAAGUAGCUUCACUCAUCUCACCUGCUACAAAUGUCACAAAUGAAACUGCAGUAACCAAUGGAAACAGCGGAUUCUCAUUGGAUAAUUGUGAUACCUCGGUUCGCAGUACUUGUGUAUUGAGGCUAAUCCCUGGAAUGGCUAUACCGCCAUAUUCAGCCUGUGAUACUCACGAAUAUUCUCUGAAUCAAACAAACAAUCACAUUGCAGAUAUUUAUUGCAGUAUUGAGAACAGAAACGACGUUAAUCCGAUAUCCUCAACCCUCAAUAUUUAUGACGGGGAGGCGUCUUGUUCCUGUUCACUCAUCGACUUGACAGGCGGAACGGCCAGCGUUACUUGUAACCUCAAUGUGAAGACCUGCCCUAUGUGACAGGAGAAAUAAUAAUAAAUAAACUAAACACUUUAAUUUAUAUCAAUUUUGGUCGGCCAAAAUUCCAAUUUUCAAGCAAACAUUCUCAGGUACAUUGAGCCAUUCAUUUUUUUUUAUUCCUCUGGAUCUUUUUUUCCCGAUCUGAUUUACACUUUGUGAGUGUUUAUGUAACAAAGAAACUGUACGUGUUAAAAAUAGCAAUUACUGGUAUUAUUUAUUAAUUUAUGCAAGUCACAGUCUAUAUAUCAGUCUAUAUUUAUUACAGUAUGAAAUAAUUCAUUGUUCAUUUAAAAUUCGGAAUGUCA